ACGAGCUCAACACCACACCCAUGGAGCCCUCCUCCCAUGGCGCUCUCCUCCUCAAAUGGGCCCUCUACAUCCCCCUCGCCCUCCUCGCCACCUCCCACCUCUCCUCCGCCGCCUCGGACCCCCUCUCCUCUCGCCACCUCCUCCUCAACCAACUCGCGCAGUGGCGCCGGAGCCGCUUCGGCCCGGGCCCCGAAACUGCGGCGGCUUGGGUGCUGUGCUUCUUGGCGGCUUCCGUGUGCAGCGCCGGCGGGGUGGGGGGCGGGUCCCUCUUCCUGCCCAUCCUCAACCUCGUGGCGGGGCUGAGCUUGAAGCGCGCCACCACCUUCUCCGCGUUCAUGGUGGCGGCGGGGUCGCUGUCGAACGUGCUCUACACCCUCCUCGUGAUGCGCCGCGGCCAGCUGUCCUCCCCGCUGAUCAACUACGAGAUCGCGCUGCUCUCGCAGCCGUGCAUGCUCCUGGGGGUGAGCGCCGGGGUGGUCUGCAACCUGAUGUUCCCCGAGUGGCUCAUCACCGUCUCCUUCGCCGCGUUCCUCGCCUGCUGCACGUACAAGACGUUUGGGGCUGGGCUCAGGUGUUGGGAGGAGGAGACCAAGGAGAUUGGGAGGGUCAUUAUGAGCGGGUCGUCGGGGGGAGCUCAUGAUCACCAGCCGCUUUUGGUUGAUGGGGCCCGCCAAGGGGAGGAGGGGAACGGCAGUUCGGGGAUUCCGCUCAAGGAUUUGGUGGUGCUGCUCUUCAUCUGGCUCUGUUUCUUUCUAUUGCAUGCCCUCCUUGGAGAUAAGCAUGGCAAGGGUGUGAUACACAUAAGACCUUGCGGAGUUGCAUAUUGGCUCAUCACUCUAUCCCAGAUACCCUUGGCCCUGGUUUUCACGGCCUACAUCUUGUACAAAAAGAAAAAACCACAACUCCAAAAUCACGAGCAUGCCGAUGAAAAGGGACGUAAAGAAAAGGCCAGUAUCGAAGCGUUGCCUGUGUUUGUUUUUCCCUCCGCUGCUCUCUUAACAGGGGUUUUGAGCGGCCUUUUCGGCAUUGGUGGAGGAUUGCUUCUUAACCCUGUUCUUCUUCAGAUCGGUGUACCUCCCCAGACGGCGGCAUCCACGUCUACGUUCAUGGUUCUUUUCUCUGCUUCGAUGUCGAUGGUUCAGUACAUAAUCCUCGGCAUGGACGGGAUCAAUCAAGCUUUAAUUUAUGCCGCUAUCUGCUUGGUGGCGUCGGUCUUCGGAUUAGUCAUCAUGGAAAGAGCCAUCAGGCAAUCGGGUAGAGUUUCUCUCAUCGUGUUUUUAGUCGGCGGUGUUAUGGCACUCAGCACGCUUAUAAUCUCAAGCUUCGGAGCCGUCGAUGUUUGGAAAGAGUACACAAGUGGAGAGUACAUGGGAUUCAAACUACUUUGUUAAGGGUUUCGCAGAAUCGGCUUAUUCAUUUAUCAAGCGCAUCGGUAAAUAAUAAUUUUGGUAAUCCAUAUAUUUUUUCUCCAGUUUUGUGUACAAGCCUACAAGAUACUUAAGAAGUGUUCAUGCUGUAAUAAUCCUUUAUAGGAGUUUGGGCGUAAACUGUUUUUGGCAGGAGAAUGAUUUUGCUUUUUGUGUCUUUUGUUGUUACAAAACAUUGUGGUGCACUAGUGAAUGUGAUCCGCAUAAUGCGGUGGAUGUACACUCAAAACUAUAAUUGAAGGUUUUGUAAUAAAAUAAUUGG
Molecule: messenger RNA, 1689 nt
Organism: Ananas comosus (pineapple)
Lineage: Eukaryota; Viridiplantae; Streptophyta; Magnoliopsida; Poales; Bromeliaceae
Exons: 4
Coding region: 21-1391 (456 amino acids)
Biological process (GO): protein ubiquitination
Cellular component (GO): Cul4A-RING E3 ubiquitin ligase complex; membrane
Source: RefSeq, a predicted model, not a curated record